GUUAACGUUAUAGCUUCUGGCCAGUUUAGUGAAGAUAUGAUACCUACAGUUGGGUUCAACAUGAGGAAAAUCAGUAAAGGGAAUGUCACAAUUAAAUUAUGGGAUAUUGGAGGACAGCCGAGGUUCAGAAGUAUGUGGGAGAGGUAUUGCAGAGGUGUGAAUGCUAUAGUAUACAUGGUUGAUGCUGCGGAUCAUGACAAAAUAGAGGCCUCACGGAAUGAACUACACAAUUUAUUAGACAAACCACAGUUACAGGGUAUCCCUGUGUUAGUUCUAGGAAACAAACGGGACCUUCCGGGUGCAUUAGAUGAAAAACAGCUCAUUGAACAAAUGAAUUUAUCAGCUAUCCAAGAUAGAGAAAUUUGCUGCUAUUCUAUAUCAUGCAAAGAAAAAGAAAAUAUAGACAUAACGUUACAGUGGUUGAUACAGCAUUCCAAAGGCCAUUAAAGUUGGGGUACCAGUCAUUAUACAGUCAUGUCACAGCAAUAUUUCAUCAUCCAUCUAUAGAUAAUGAAUGCCGGGGUACAGCAUGGAGUACCAGAAGUCUGAAAUCUUAGCCAAAAACAUUUUGUUGGACAGACAUCAGAGGAAAUUGAAAAUUUUAAGUUGUAUAAUAAACUCAGUAACUGUUGUUUUCUACUAAAGGUAGUAUUGCAAUUAAGAUUUCAAAGUUGUGUCAAAGAACAGCGUUCUAGUCGUUUCCAUGACUUCCAAACUAAUUACUAAAGGUUGAAUGACUAAAUUGUUAACACUUAACCCUUAUCGUGCUGGACACAAUUGAUUCUGCCUUUGCGAUUAGUGUAUAUCAUGAUCAGUCUGCACCCCUUUUAACAGUUAAUGGUACUGUCCAAAGUGAAAGAUGGACAAGUUCAUUAUAGAAAUUUAGCAGGGUAAGGGUUAAUAACAGUCACAUUGUAUGUGUGAUUUUGUUUUAGUCACUUGUCACUGAGAUAGAUUUUUAGAGAAAAUAUUUGAAAGAGAUGCAAUGUUUUUCGUUAAUUUUUUUUAUGUUAACUUUUUUUUUUUAUUUGAUCUAAAUAAUAUAUAGGAACAUAAAAAUGAUGCUUCAAAACUAGGUGAACUAGGGGAUAUGUCUUUGGACAUAAAUAAAUAUAAUCUUGCUGCAGUGAAGUAGACUGUAUCUCCAUGCAUGAGUCACUGCUUUCUGUUCCCGGCUGUUUUCUGAUUUAAUAAUUAAUGAAAAAUUAAUUCUUAUUUUCAUAGCUGCAGGGUUCAUCUUUGCCAGAUACAGAUAUUCAUGUACUGCAGUAUUUGUCAAUAAAAGCACAAUUACUUAGGUAUUUUUAUUAACAAAAUUGAACAAGGCCCUACUUUUCCUGUGACUUAAAACAUAUUUUUUUCAAAAACACAGUUCAUUAAGUUCAUGUAUUACAGUGUUUCAUUAAAAAAUGUGUAUAAAUUGUAAAAUAUAUAUAGAUUAUAUUUCCAUAUUUUGCACAAUUUUGUUUGAGAGUUGUGAAUAUGUGUUGGAAGUAUGAUGAAUGCUAUUUAUUUGUGAAUGAAAGAAAUAUGCAUUUUAGAUAUACAGUGAUUCUGUAUCUUGCAUUGAUACACUAGAUUGAGAUGAAUUAUGUCUUAUCAUGAGGGUUUUUGAUUUGUUAGCAUUCAUGUACAGUGCAAUUGGCAGAUUUAAAAUGAGUGGGAGAGGGGACUCUUAAAGUUGCUGACUUCAUAUCACUUGCCUCUCACACCUGUAGGUUCGAAAACACGCUUGUGGUUAAGAAUUCUUAAAUGUGAGGCAGCCAUCCAGCUUGCUUAUACAGGCUUAUUUGUUCAACCCACAUGUUAUGAAAUAUUGGCCAGAGUACCACCAGGGGUUUACCUCCACCAUCAAAAGCUAGAAAAGUUACCAUAUGUUGGUGUAGCGUACAACCCAACAAAAAAGAAAAACAAAUAAAAUGGAGGUGAAUAUUAGAUACCAAUAUGCCAGUAGAUAUAACAGGCUAUAAGCAGCUAGUCGUUCACUAGUUUAAAGCUGCUAACAUGUAAAGGUGUAAAAAAUACCAAAUGCACAGUAGGUAAUUUAAGAUUAAUUUUCCGCUGCAUAAAUUUUGAUGUGUCAAUAAUAAGCAUUUCCAGGUCAGUUCUACUGACUAGAGUAGAAUUACAGAAAAAUGAAAGUAAAUUUUGCUUUUCAAUGCCUUCUUCAUAAGUAUGAAGUAAACUUUUCAUUUCCUCAUAAGUAUUAUAAGUAAGGUAUGAGCACUGAUUUAUAGAAAAAAAAGUAAAAGAAAAUUUGU
Mercenaria mercenaria is the source of this 2261-nucleotide messenger RNA. Its product is annotated as ADP-ribosylation factor-like protein 8B. Gene Ontology annotation, biological process: anterograde axonal transport; protein transport. NCBI's taxonomy places the organism in Eukaryota, Metazoa, Mollusca, Bivalvia, Venerida, Veneridae. Gene Ontology annotation, cellular component: lysosomal membrane. The transcript is spliced from 6 exons. Bases 37 to 447 code for a protein of 136 amino acids. Gene Ontology annotation, molecular function: GTPase activity; GTP binding. The record is from RefSeq and is a predicted model, not a curated record.